Messenger RNA from Drosophila mojavensis, 2055 nucleotides. RefSeq names its product glycoprotein-N-acetylgalactosamine 3-beta-galactosyltransferase 1. The transcript has 4 exons. NCBI's taxonomy places the organism in Eukaryota, Metazoa, Arthropoda, Insecta, Diptera, Drosophilidae. Gene Ontology annotation, molecular function: N-acetylgalactosaminide beta-1,3-galactosyltransferase activity. The coding region runs from base 266 to 1441 and encodes 391 amino acids. The record is from RefSeq and is a predicted model, not a curated record. Gene Ontology annotation, cellular component: membrane.
UGAGCACAUCGCAAAUUUCGCGCGUUCUCCGCAGUUGCCGUUUUGUUGUCAGUUCGUGCGCUCGCGCUUCGGUCCGCCGUUCGCGUUGUCGGAAAAAAUUAAUUUGAAGAUGUAAAUCGCUGAGGAUAUCUAUCAACUCCACCAGCAACACAACCAAAGAGGCUCCUCGAGCGGCCCCUGAAAACCAAAGACUAAGUGCCUAGAGCAUAGAGAGGUUGCCUUUUACAACCUCCAAGUGAGACAACCUACAUAUAUAAGACAAGCAAUGACUGCCAAUAGCCUAUUGGGACGCUCCUUACUCAAUGAAGGACGCUCCAACAAACGUUCGUUAGUCUCACUGAUUGUCGGCCUGGUCGUUGGCUUCUGCCUGGCCGAGCUGUUUGUCUACUCAUCCACGCCGGAACGUGGCGAGUUUGCGCCCUACGACGGCCAUCGGCACGGCGAUGUCAACGACGCCCAUCACAGUCACGACAUGCUGGAGCUGUCCGGCCCCGAACAGGAUAUCGGCACGCACGAGCACUCAAAUGAGAACACAAGUAUUGCCGAGAAAUUGCAUAGCGAAGUGCGCAUUCUCUGCUGGAUUAUGACAAAUCCCUCCAAUCACAAGAAGAAGGCGCGCCACGUGAAACGCACCUGGGGCAAGCGAUGUAAUAAGCUGAUCUUCAUGAGCUCAGCCAAGGAUGAGGAACUGGAUUCUGUGGCCCUGCCCAUAGGCGAGGGGCGCAACAAUCUCUGGGGCAAAACGAAAGAGGCCUACAAAUAUAUCUAUGAGCACCAUAUCAACGAUGCGGACUGGUUUCUUAAGGCUGACGACGAUACCUACACGAUCGUCGAGAAUAUGCGCUAUAUGCUAUAUCCCUAUAACCCAGAGACGCCCGUCUACUUCGGCUGCAAGUUUAAGCCAUAUGUCAAGCAGGGCUAUAUGUCUGGUGGAGCUGGAUAUGUGCUCAGUCGCGAGGCAGUGCGUCGCUUUGUGGUGGAAGCGCUGCCCAAUCCCAAGCUAUGCAAACAGGAUAACACCGGUGCUGAGGAUGUUGAGAUAGGCAAAUGCUUAGAGAAUGUCAAAGUACUGGCAGGCGAUUCUCGUGAUGCCAAUGGACGUGGACGCUUCUUUCCCUUUGUGCCCGAGCACCAUUUGAUACCAUCGCAUACGGACAAGAAGUUCUGGUACUGGCAAUACAUUUACUACAAAACAGAUGAGGGUCUGGAUUGCUGUUCGGACUACGCCAUAUCAUUUCACUAUGUCUCGCCCAAUCAAAUGUAUGUCCUGGACUAUUUGAUAUACCAUUUGCGACCAUAUGGUAUAGUUAAUAGGCCAGAUGUAUUGCCCAAUAAGCUGGCGGUGGGCGAACUGAUGCCAGCGCCCAAAGAGCCGAAGGUGAUCGAAUUGCCCAAGCCGUCGGAGGAAUCGAUGACCGAACCGGAAAAAGAAGCGCAAUGAUUCCAGCGCGUUGUUUUGCCAUGUAUAUAGAACUUGUGUAAAUAUCGUUCGAUCGACUUAGAUCUAACUCAGUUUAACAUACUUUGCCAUUUCCAUAUGUUGUCUCUUGUAUUAGCUGAAUUCGGUUUAUGAAAAAAAUGCUCUUGAGUUGUAUAAAACAAAAAAAAAAACAAAACAAAAAACAAAACAAAAAAAUGCAUAAUAAGAAUAAAACAAAACAAAAAAAAUAAUAAUAAAACAAAAAAAAAUAGCAAGAGCACUCAAAAGUGCUGUGACUUUAGUUUGUAAAGAAGUCUGCGCAAUUAUGGUUUAUAAUUAAUACUAAUAGAUUUAUAUUAGAUUUGUAUACUUAUACUAUAAGAUUUAUAUACAAAUAUAAUAUUAUAUAUAUAUUAUAUAGACACUCGAUUUGAUUAACUAUUCGUAAUGCAUAUGGCACAUAAUUACUUUCUAAGACAACGGUAAUCAAUCAUAUGCAUAUAUACUGGCCCAUAUAGUUAGCAAUAAUUUAAUAAAUUUUAUGACAUAAAUUAGUUGAUAAACUUAAAUAUAUGAAUAAUAUAUAAAUAUUUGUAUAUUUAUAUGUAUACAGACAUUACUUCUGACAAAAUGUA